AUGGAAGGCUCUAGCGAGGAACUGGAACCACCUAAGAUCACGCAGGAAGCAGCAGCAGGCUCUGAAGAUGUUCAAGAGCCCGAUAAGCAAGGAUCUUCUCUCCAAUCCGAAAGCUUCGAUCCGCAACAGAUUCUGUUGGACGCAAUUGAUCGCCGUAGGCAACAGUGCAAUCCCAGGCAGGCUUUUUUCCUUUCUAAUUUGGGAUUUGAUAUCCACAAUCCAGUCCGGCAUACAGGAAUCUCGCCAUCUGAAUUUCUUUCUGUACCAAACGAUCAGGUAACCGCUGCGCAAACAGGAUUUGAUGAAAGUCUAUUCGUGCCGCAGGAAGAAUAUUCGUCAUUGUAUCUUCCACCUUCGGGACCAGAUGUGCCUCCGAUGUCUCCAGAUGAUCAAAAUAUGCUCGAACUACUUCAGGGGCUCAACCCAGAAGGUGACACAAGUCCACCUGUUCAACAGCUUUCACAGAAUCUUCCUUACUCGAGCGCUAGUGCUUCACAAACAGGGAAUGCAGGCACAACAGCUGCACCAGCCGAUGAUGAGAAAGUCUCAAGGCUGUCCGCACUGUCAUGUGUCCACUCAAUAUCAUCCUCAUCUUCAACCUCCGGGGACACUGACGUACCGGUAGAAGACUUCCCGGAUGACACCGGAGACCAAAGCUGCCCAGCAGAGUGGCCUGACGAGGAGCUCGAAACUAGUACCAGGGCUGACUUAUCGAAGCGGCAAUUCAAUUCUAUCAAGAAAUGGUUUGAUAAGAUUGACGAGCCUGAUGAACCCACUUCACGACAGGUUCCUAUCGAGAAAAGGACUGAAAGCUCUCAUGAUGUCCCUGUCAAGCGACAGCCGAAACAGCGACGACAAAACAGGAUUUCAGCAGACGAAAAACGAAAGAGCAAGGAACUAGGUCUCGCUGCUGUUCUUGCACAGCAGAAGAAAAGGGGACCUUCGACAAGAGCACCUCGUAAGCGGAAAGAAAGAGGGCUUGACAACGCAAUCCCUGGUCCCAGUAAAAAGGCAAAGCGAGGGACCUUAGGUUCCAAAAAAUAUCUAGAAGCUCUCCUUUCCUCUACGAUCGUCGCUGAUGCACAUGCCAAUGCUUCACUCGAUGCAAUACCUGAACUCAAAAAUAAAGAUAAGAUGAAAGCACUUACACAGCUCGUUGCUAGUCUUCCUAGUGCGGACCAACAAGAGGCUAAAACUGACAAGAAGUCGAUCAUUAUAGCUACCCGCAAGUUCACUAACAUUCCGAGAAGCGACGGAAAAUCUGGAUGGAGACUCAAGGGUAUGAAUACGAGCUUAUACCACUAUCAGGUUCUGGGCGCUGCUUUCAUGCGUGACCGCGAAUCAAGGUCACAAAGACCGUUUGGUGGACUCCUGUGUGAUAUCAUGGGUUUCGGGAAAACUAUUCAAGCCCUGGCAAAUAUCAUAGAUGGCAAACCCUCUGAUCCGGAUGACCCUAUCAAGACUACACUCAUCAUUGUUCCAUCACACCUAGUCACUCACUGGAAAACACAGAUCAACCUACAUUGCGAAAAGAAAGCAAUUGGCAAUGUCCUUAUAUACAAGGCCAGCUCGAGACUUGAGACCCUCGAUACCAAUGAUACAGUAGAGAGCCUCGCAAGAUAUGACGUUAUAAUUACUACAUACGAUGAAGUCAGGAGAUCCUAUCCACGAACUAAGAUCGUCGAAAGCGUGGAGGGAGAGGAAAAGCUUGCAGCCUGGUGGGACCAAUCCUACGAAGAACAGACCGGCCCGCUACAUAGGAUGAAGUACCAUCGGAUCAUCAUUGAUGAAGGUCAUGCCAUCAAGAACCACCUAUCCUCAGUAUCCAUUGCUGUCCGCUCUCUCACUAGCCAUUUUAAGUGGAUUUUAAGCGGGACCCCAGUUCACAACUAUCUGGAAGAAUUUUAUCCGCUCUUCCACUUUCUCGGCGUUCCGGGUAUCAAAGAUGUUGGAUCCUUCAUUAAGAACUUUUGCAGCGAUGAUGACGGCCAUGACCGCCUUGUAAACAUUUUGCGAGCUUUUCUGUUCCGGCGGACACACAAAAGUCGACUUUUCGCGUUACCAGUGAUCAAACUACCCGAUGUGAACGAAAGAAUCGUUCGGGUUGCGUUCUGUGCCGUUGAACGAGAGCUUUACAACGCCAUAUCAGAGGUUUUCAUAGAAAACAUCAAUGGUUGUGCACAGCUCGAACAGCCCAAAUUAGUACAGUAUCGAUGCUUUCUAUCGAUGAUUCUGAUGCUUCUUAAAUUGCUUGUCUCGGUACGGAGAAACACAACGGUACUUAAUGAGCGUGAGAAUGAAGACACGAGCCAGUAUUCCACGGAGCUUCGUGGAGAUAAAACGGCGUUGACGGAAAGUUUUCGUCAAUUAAUGGACGAGCUUCAUGAUCGUGAGAUGUGGGACGAAAGACUACAAAGGACCAAUUGCCCCGAAUGCGAAUUUGUGCCUGUCAAACCUGUGAUAACGUCGUGCAAGCAUUUAUAUUGUGAGGAGUGUUACUACUCCUUACGGAUGGACAAGGACAAAAUGAUCAUGGAGCCUGAGUGUGUCCGCUGCCGGGUUCCGAUCAUGGAAGCUGCUUAUUUUGAGGAAGCGGUGGGCGAAAAGACACAACCUGCUUCGGUCCUUGAGAGUCUUAAGGGGAAGGAAAAGCAGUCCAAAAAGAAGACCACAACAAAGAAAAAAGGCACGGGCAACAUGGGCCGAUUCACAACACCACUAUCCGAAGAAAUGGAUGAAGAGCCAGAUGCUGACGAGGAUACGGACUGGAUUGAGGCUUGCGCUCGGAAUAUGCCGAGUGCUAAACUUACAAAGAUACGCGAAGUUCUUACCGAGUGGCUUGCACAGGAAUCCCCGGGCAAGAUAGUCAUAUUUACCCAGUUUCUAGAUUUCGUUAAAAUUCUGUCUACCAUGUGUGAAGCAGAAGGGUGGCCGUUUGUCCUCUUGACUGGAAAAUUGAGUCUAUCAGUCCGUGAAAACAAUAUGAAGACGUUUAGUGAUAAGAAUAGCGAAGUGAGGAUUCUCAUUGCCAGUUUGAAGGCUGGAGGCAUCGGACUAGACCUAUCAGCCGCCAACAAAUGCAUUCUUGUUGACUUGUGGUGGAACGAAGCUAUUCAGGAGCAGGCAUUUUGCCGCUUGUUUCGAAUUGGGCAAGAAAGCGAGGUGGAAUUUGUGAAGCUUAUCGUCGAUAAUUCUAUUGAUGACUACCUGCUCGAUUUGCAGACGCAUAAGACGGCUGUUAUAACCGGAGCUAUGGGCGACGGAGUCCUAGUGGGACGGGAUACAAUUGAGGAUCUCCUUCGAAUGUUCGCAGAUGUCGAAAAGGACUCUAGAGGGGUGCUUCAUCUCAGGGCCAAGACAGCGUCGAGGGAUAUUAGAAUUGGAGCUGGAUUCCCACCAACUUUUGGCGUCUUUUGAACGGAAAUCUAUUAUGAUAAGCAACGACUAUAUGCUACAGGUUUGAUGUCAGUUCUUUCCGUUUUGCAUGCUGCUUUGAUUUAUGGAGUUGCUUGGUUUAUACCCAGCAAAUAUGACCGAGAGGAGGC
This is a messenger RNA of Aspergillus neoniger CBS 115656, 3545 nucleotides long. Its product is annotated as putative SNF2 family helicase. The transcript is spliced from 16 exons. The record is from RefSeq and is a predicted model, not a curated record. Bases 1 to 3417 code for a protein of 1138 amino acids. NCBI's taxonomy places the organism in Eukaryota, Fungi, Ascomycota, Eurotiomycetes, Eurotiales, Aspergillaceae. Gene Ontology annotation, molecular function: ATP-dependent chromatin remodeler activity; ATP binding.